Molecule: messenger RNA, 256 nt
Organism: Chaetura pelagica (chimney swift)
Lineage: Eukaryota; Metazoa; Chordata; Aves; Apodiformes; Apodidae
Gene: RAMP1
Product: receptor (G protein-coupled) activity modifying protein 1
Exons: 1
Biological process (GO): regulation of G protein-coupled receptor signaling pathway; receptor internalization; protein localization to plasma membrane
Cellular component (GO): cell surface; signaling receptor complex; membrane
Molecular function (GO): coreceptor activity
Source: RefSeq, a predicted model, not a curated record
CACCUACGCCCAGCUGACCAACUGCACCGCGCUGCUGGCCGAGCGCCUGGGCUGCUUCUGGCCCAACGCCCAGGUGGACCAGCUCUUCCUGACCAUCCACCGGGACUUCUUCUGGAGCUGCUCCCCCUCGGGCCGCGCCCUGCGCGACCCCCCGCCCCACGUCCUCUGCCCCUUCGUCCUCCUGCCCGUCCUGGUCACCCUCCUGAUGACGGCGCUGGUGGGAUGGAGGAGCAAGCGCAGCCAGGCCCUGGGCUAG